AUGAGCUAUACUCCUGAAGAAUUAAUAUGUAUGGUCACUGAGAAGAUUAAUUAUGGAGAAGAGUUAAUAAGAAAAUUAGAAGCUAUACGUGACGUAGAUGGUGUUCCAAAAUUACAAAGGAAAAUUCAGCAUGAAAUUGAUUUCUUAGCUAGGUUGAAAAGGUCUAAAAAAAUAAAAGCUGAGCAGUUAUCAUGCUCUAAUUUGAGACAUCUUGGGGCAAUGGUGGAUAGUGCAAUGAGAGAUGGGGUCAUUUCCGUUUGUAAAAUCUUCCACAUUAAUGCUGAAUGUAAACUUGUUAUUGAUAUUAUAAGUGAAGAAGGAAAGACAUGGACUAAAGUGAUUGCUCGGAACCCAAAAUCAUUGUCAGCCUUAAGUGAAGGGAAUUCAUCUUAUGGAGCAAGAUCUAUUUUAGACCAAGCAAAAGACUAUAUUGAAUGUGCUCAACUUUACCCUUGUAUGUACAAAUCACCUAAGGUUAUAUUUGAGUUUGUUAGUGGAAUAGAAGAGCACUUAGCCAAUAAGUUAAAAGCAUGUGGUGUAAUAGUAAAUGGAGAAAUACUACAAAACUCAAUAAACAAAAGUGAUGAUGAUGGUUCAGAUUUAUCAGAUGAUGAAGAUUUUUCUUUUGAAACUACUGCAAAUCACACACUAGCAAAUUUGUCAAAUAAUGUUGAUGAAAGUGGUAUCACCACUCUAAAUUUGGAUGUAACAGCAAUGAUGGCAUAUGUAAGCAAUAUGACUAAUGGUCACUGCAAGUAUGUUUUUAAACAAGAUGUUCUAACAGAACAAGCGGCUUGGGACGCAGAGAGACCUGUAAAACCUAUAUUAAAUAAAUUAUUUGAAGGAAAAUCUUUGGUAUGCUGCAGAACUGCUUGGGAUAACUUUGAGAAAAUCGUAAACACUCUUGGUGGACCCCAUGAAAAGCAGCGAACAAUGCAGUUAAAAGAAAAAUUAACAAUUUAUGAUGAUAAUUAUGGAGGACCUGAUGAUUUUCCUCGGCAGACUUUAAAAGUAAGAGGAAAUGUACGUUUACGAUCUAAGACAGUAUUUAAUUUCGGACAUAGGAUCAAGGCACUUACUGUUUCAGCUAAUGUGGGCUUUGUAAGAGCAGCAAUGCAGCAGGGGGUUAACUAUGCUGCCUUUAUUCACGAAUCCAGAGCACUUACUGAAGGAAAAGAAAGUUCUGCUACAAAAAUAUUAUGA
Messenger RNA from Leptosia nina, 1203 nucleotides. Lineage: Eukaryota; Metazoa; Arthropoda; Insecta; Lepidoptera; Pieridae. The record is from the annotation of a GenBank genome assembly.